CUCUGCGGUGACCUUGUUUCUCCGCCACAGAUCAAUAAAGCUUCAUCUCAUCCACUCUUCUGUCUGCAGAUCGGACCGGAGACCUGGACUUCUCCACCCUCCUGAGCGUCAUGCACCGGCAGCUCCAGCAGGAGGCGCCGGAGCAGGAGAUCCUGGAGGCCAUGAAGAUGGCGGACAAGGAGCAGAAGGGCUUCGUCCUGGCAUCGGAGCUGCGAGCCGCGCUCACCGGCGUGGGCGAGAAACUGACCGACCGAGAGGUGGACGAGCUGCUGAGGGAGGCGGGCGUCGGGACGGACGGUCGGGUUCACUGCGAGAAGUUUGCUAAAGCGGUGACGCGCUUGUCUGUGAGGCGCUGACGCCAUCGCCGAUGUGACAUCACUUCUGACGUCAUCGCCGCUGUGACAUCACUUCUGACGUCAUCGCCGCUGUGACGUCACUGCUGACGUCAUCGCCCCUGUGACGUCACCGCCGCUGUGACAUCACUGCUGACGUCAUCGCCGCUGUGACGUCACAGCUGACGUCAUCGUCGCUGUGACGUCACCGAGCUGCUCGUUGAGAAUGUUUCAUCGUGUGGAGUGAAACAAGUCAUCACUAAUGUUCCACUUUAGCCAUUUAACGUCAUUUCUCUGAAUCUAUUUGUUCUAUCUGUUGUUUGUUUCUAGUUUUAGUUUGAGACAUAUUGGAUUUGUAAACUUCGUGUUCAUGAUGCAGAUCCUACGUCUGUUUCGUGUCGGUGGUUGUGAAUAUUGUCUGAAAUUAGCAGGACACAAGAUGCGAUACGCACAUGGACAGCAGGGGGCAGUGUGAUGGAACGUUUUGAAAACAAGCUAACAGAAGAAGGCAUUAAUAAACUGCACAUGAACGAUGUAAUCACUUAAAAUAAAGACGUUGACAUGACGACUCCCGACAGUGACGCGUAAUAAUCAUGAACGCCCCCUGGUGUCUGGCUGCAGUAUAGGUCAUUAGCCCGCCCCCUUGUGACGGCAUUUCAUUUAAUGACUUAUUUCUAUAAUGAAAGAUUGUUAAUACAAGUGAAACAUGAAAUAAAUGUUUUAGUGUCUGUC
Molecule: messenger RNA, 1064 nt
Organism: Scophthalmus maximus (turbot)
Lineage: Eukaryota; Metazoa; Chordata; Actinopteri; Pleuronectiformes; Scophthalmidae
Product: calmodulin-like protein 4
Exons: 2
Coding region: 111-356 (81 amino acids)
Cellular component (GO): cytoplasm; myosin II complex
Molecular function (GO): myosin heavy chain binding; calcium ion binding
Source: RefSeq, a predicted model, not a curated record